Messenger RNA from Malurus melanocephalus (red-backed fairy wren), 1030 nucleotides. RefSeq names its product alpha-aspartyl dipeptidase-like. Gene Ontology annotation, molecular function: serine-type peptidase activity. The coding region runs from base 91 to 831 and encodes 246 amino acids. The transcript has 8 exons. The record is from RefSeq and is a predicted model, not a curated record. Lineage: Eukaryota; Metazoa; Chordata; Aves; Passeriformes; Maluridae. Gene Ontology annotation, biological process: proteolysis.
GCAGGGCAGGAAGGGGCGGAGCGGGCUGGGCCGGGAGCACGGCUCGUCUGGGCUGGGCUGCGCUAGGGGUAAGGCUCGUCUCGGCUCGACAUGGGGGGCCCCCGGCGCCUGCUGCUGAUCUCCAACUCCACCCUGCACGGAGGGGGGUACUUGGGCCACUGCCAGCAGCACAUCCAGAAGUUCCUCGGGCAGAAUGUGAAGCGGGUGCUGUUCAUCCCCUACGCCCUACACGACCGCGACGCCUACGCCCGCACCGCCAGGGCGAAGUUUGAAAGCCUGGGUUAUGGGCUGGACAGCAUUCAUGAAUUUUGUGAUCCAGUGGAAGCUGUAAGGAAAUCUGAAGCAAUAUUCAUUGGAGGUGGGAACACAUUCCGUCUCCUGAAGGCUCUUUAUGACAACAGUCUGAUACAUGAGAUCAGGAAGAGAGUUCUUGAGGAUGGGAUUCCUUACAUGGGAUCCAGCGCAGGAACUAAYGUUGCUACCRUCAGCAUCAAUACCACCAAUGACAUGCCAAUUGUUUAUCCACCUUCCCUGAAGGCCUUAGGUUUAGUUCCUUUCAAUAUUAACCCCCACUACCUGGAYCCAGACAUUAAGAGAACUCACAUGGGUGAGACAAGAGAGGAAAGAAUCCGCCAGUAUCACGAAGAACCAAACACCCCUCCAGUUCUGGGUUUGCGGGAAGGUACCAUGCUGUUAGUGGAAGGAGAUAAAGCCACACUUCAAGGAGUGACAGGAGCACGUCUGUUUUUGAGGGGUAAGAAACCAACUGAACAUGAACCUGGAACAGAUUUCAGUUUCCUCCUGAAUGACAGUAAUGCCCCAAAUCUGUAGCCUUCCAUAUUCUGCAGCCAGAGUUACUAUAUGGGAAAGACAAUGAGCAAGAAGGAAAGAUAUGCUUGUAGUCUCAGGGUGGGUGGGGAACUUGAGCUUCAUAAAUAAAGAUAAAUAUGUAUUGCUUGGCUCUUUUCCUCACCCCAAUUCAUGUUUCAAUCAUCUCCUUCCCAGCAAAAAAAAAAAAAAAAAAAAAGAA